Molecule: messenger RNA, 357 nt
Organism: Pediculus humanus corporis (human body louse)
Lineage: Eukaryota; Metazoa; Arthropoda; Insecta; Psocodea; Pediculidae
Exons: 3
Biological process (GO): chromatin remodeling
Cellular component (GO): RSC-type complex
Molecular function (GO): protein binding
Source: RefSeq, a predicted model, not a curated record
AUUAUAGCUUGUACGCGUCGCUAUACCACGCUAGAAACUGCCAUCAAUGUAAAAGCAUACAAACGAACCAAAGAUCAAGGUUUGAGAGAAGCAAGAGCAACUGAAAAACUUGAGAAACAGCAAAAAUUAGAAGCGGAAAGAAAGUAUUCGGAUUUUGACGAUUUGGAAAAGGAUUUUACUCAAAUGUGUAAAAAUGUUGAAAUAUACAACGAAGAACCUUCUCUCAUACACGAAGAUUCAAUCGUCCUUCAAUCCGUGUUUACGAACGCGAGACAAAGAUUGGAACAGGAUGCGGAAACGGAUGAGGAUAAAGACGGUGGACGACGAGGAUGGAAAUUCCGAAUCGGAAUCCGUUAG